AGACCUCGCCUACAGAUGCAUCACUUUUUGCUGCUGUACCAAUCCAUAGUAAUAUCACAUAAAAAAGCAAAGCAAGAAGUCAGGACAAAGAGGAACACAACCUUACGGAAGAGAAAACUUGGACAGAAAUCAAAUUUUGAUUGAAAGGAACAACGCAAUAUCAAACUUCAAGGCGCUGCGAUGAAUAUCGAUUUCUUGGCGUCGUCAUCAGAGCAUGCCGAUACCGAUGGAGCAUUGAAUCGUCGUGCAAUCCAACCCCGCGACGAUAGCCGAACAUCUGCCUUAACCCCAAUUUUCCUUGAAUUUGCUCUGAACGCAGAACCAUCAGAAAGCGUGUUGAACAGUCUAACACAUACAACGAGCAAAGUCCUUGGCGAACUGAUUUUGAAAAACGAAACUCUCGAGCGAUAUUCAGAAGAAUUCGUUCUGGAAAUCGGUGAAAUCGGAACGACCUCCACUGAAGAGAACGACGAAAAAUGUCCUGCCGCGUACGAAAACUGUGCUCUGGUAUCGACAAUCGUUUGGUUCCAUCAUUCGCGGGCCCUGGACUCGGGAUCCCUUGAAAUGGAAGUACUGAACGAAAGCAAGAAAGACUUCGACGCCAUACUGGCUUCGGAUACGGGUCCCUUGGAAGCAAAAUACUUGGGAAGAUCACUUUCUAGUAUCGAAUAUUCAAUUACUUUUACCGGCGUUCCCAGUGGUGCCCGAAUGAACGACGUGCAGAGACGUUAUUUCGAGGACGUCACAAAGUAUUUCUUGAGAAAAUCGUCGACAUCAAAGAUCUAUUCCGUAAUUGUCAUCAACGAGAUUCCCGAAGCAUUUCCACUGAGUCAAAAUCGCAAUGAGCAAGUAUCGGGCCGAUCGCUUUUCGAUGAUAGCACGAUGGCAAGAUCAGGGUUCCUGCGAAAGCGAGAUAUGGAAACCACUGCUUCGAAUAACAGAAAGAUUGAAAUCAUAGCUGAGAUUGUUGGAGAAGGAUCUGUCCAAGAAAGUAGUAAUUCGAUUCUGAAAGGAAUCGGAGAACACCUUGACAGUUACAGCAAUGAAUUCAGUACUCAACCAGACCAUCGGAGUUUUUUUGGAGACGCCAUUGAUAUUCAAGUGAAACCUCGAAUUCAUCGACGGACAAAUAGAGGUUUUACUCUUGGUGAAGUCAGAAGUAGAAUUUUGCAAAUCGAUGGCGGAAAGACUUCUCCAUGGUUGGUAGUCUGCGUCCUUUUGAUUCUGUUUUCAGUUCUUUGGAUUUUGUAUCGAAUCUACAAAGAUUGUUUCUAUGCACCUGUCGAACAGCGAGUUCGUAUCGAUGGUAGUGCAAAGCCGGAAAUAGAGGAGAAGAUCGAAUUGUCGGGGACAAUCGACCAUGUGAAGACGCUGCUCGGGAGCAUUAAAAACCCCUUGCAGUUGGGAAAAGCCUCGGAUUCUCACUCGAUGUCGGGGCAGACCGCUAUUGAUGAAGGCGAGAAGUCGAGAUCAAAUCACUUGAAGAGUCAGACGACGCCAAGAGGUCGCUCCAAAAGCCGCGGCAAGUCCCAAAAACGACCAGUCAGUAGCAAUGAUCCUACGUUUUACGACAAUCGCGACUUAGAAGAUUACAGCAGCGACGAGGAAUCCGCUCCAAAGAGACCAAGUCAUAAAAGUUUGCCGCUGUCGCUUGACAACCAGAAUGAUCAAUCAAGCCAUACGAAGAAACACAACAGCUCCAGGAGUUUGCCUGUGGACAGACACAAUGAAAUCGGGAUAAACAAGAAAAAAUAUGAAAGAAAGGGAAGACGAGAUACAAGUGCAACCAAGGGGAAGAUCGCUGUGGAGGGAGAGUCGAAAACAUUGAGGGGAAAUACAAAUCGACAAACGCCAAACAUUGGAAGUGCGGCGAAAGAAGUGGAAAAGAAGAAGUAUUCUGCAACGACAGUGAGCGAUUCCGAUGACGAUUCCUCGCUGUCUGAUUCUUCGAUUUCCGAUGUUUCGCGCAAGGUAAAAAAGAGGGUUGUGAGGAGGGAUAACCAAUAUAAUACAGACCCGAAAUCCAAAAACGUUGAAAAGAUGAUUGCAUCUUCUGAUGCACAGUCGAACAAACCACGCGUCCACCCCAAAAAGCACAAGCCUGGAGACAAGAACAAGUUUAAGCCCGCCAAUGAAAUAUCCUUCAAGGUUUCUAAGAAGAAAACAAAACCAAGGGGCGGCAACUGGGAAAAGGUCGAGUUCCAAAGACCAAACAUGGGACAAAGGACGCCUUCUAAAUUGGAGGAUCUACUUUUUGAUAAGUAACGAAAUUUUUCUUCGAGUCUCAAACAAAAUCCAUUGGUGCACAAUUAGCGUUCCAUACUACCUGCCGCAUAGGUGAGGGGAGUCACGCCAUGCACAGAAGUUUAUGAAUUAUGUAACUGUAAUUUUAUGAUAAUAUAAUAUACCGCUAUUU
Molecule: messenger RNA, 2416 nt
Organism: Pseudo-nitzschia multistriata
Lineage: Eukaryota; Bacillariophyta; Bacillariophyceae; Bacillariales; Bacillariaceae
Source: the annotation of a GenBank genome assembly